This is a messenger RNA of Hydra vulgaris (swiftwater hydra), 1285 nucleotides long. Its product is annotated as enoyl-CoA delta isomerase 2. NCBI's taxonomy places the organism in Eukaryota, Metazoa, Cnidaria, Hydrozoa, Anthoathecata, Hydridae. Gene Ontology annotation, molecular function: fatty-acyl-CoA binding. The record is from RefSeq and is a predicted model, not a curated record.
UGAACCUAUGUUAAUUUGACACGAAUUAAAAAGUAUUAUAUUCUGCUUUGUCCCUGGCACAGAUAAAAGUUUUAUUAUGUACCGUUUCUUAAAAAUAAAUCAUCAAGUAUUAACUCGUCAAGUUAUUCUCAUAAGAAGUCCUUUAUCUUUUUCAAACUAUUACAGUACCAUGGACGAGGCUAAAAAACGAGUCGCACUAUUAAAGGAAGAUCCAGGAAAUGAUGCAAAAUUAAAACUAUAUGGACUUUUUAAACAGGCUACAGAAGGAAAAUGCACUACAAAAAAACCUGGUAUGUUUGAUUUUGUUGCACAAGCAAAGUGGAAUGCAUGGAAUGAACUAGGUAAUCUUUCAAAAGAAGAAGCAGAGAAACAAUACAUAUCAUUUGUUGAUUCGUUAGUAGGUCCUGUUAAUGCUAAUCUUGCAAAUGAACAUACUGAAAACUCUACUACAAAGAAAGAACCUACUUCAGAUAGUAUAAUUAUUACAAAAGAAAUGGGCAUUUGCACUAUUAAGUUUAAUAGACCCAAAAAAUAUAAUGCUUUAACUAUUGAGAUGUACAACAUUGUAACUGAUACACUAAAUGAAGCAGCCAAGGAUCCUUCAAUUAACUUGGUGGUGAUCACAGGAGAGGGAGAUUAUUACUGUAGUGGCAAUGAUCUUUCUAAUUUUGCAAACAUUCCAGAUGGUGGUGCCAAAAAACUAGCAUCUGACAGUCGCAAGUUACUAAAAGGGUUUGUUGAAAGUUUUAUAAAUUUUCCGAAGCUUCUUGUAUGUUCUGUUAACGGACCAGCUGUCGGUAUUUCUGUUACAUUAUUGGGACUUGCUGAUCUGGUUUAUGCAGUCGAGAAUGCUACAUUUCAAACUCCGUUUACUACUCUGGGUCAGUCACCUGAAGGUUGUUCCUCGCAUACAUUUCCAAAAAUUAUGGGUUAUGCUAAGGCAAAUGAGAUGCUACUUGCUGGAAAAAAAUUAACUGCACGCGAAGCUUUCGAUAGAGGUCUUAUAUCUGAAGUCAUCCCACGCGCAGAAUUCGAUAAAACUGUACAAGAAAAAAUAAAACAUCUAGCCACGUUACCAAACAAGUCGAUUCUCUAUUCUAAAGCUCUUAAUCGAAAUCGAGAAAAAGAAACACUUUUAAAAGUUAAUGACGAAGAAUGCGUUCGUUUGGAGGAAAGAUGGCUUUCAGAUGAGUGUAUGAAUGCGGUUAUGCAAUUUCUGUCGAAAAAAUCGAAAAUGUAAAAAUCUUUUAAUGUUGUUUUUUAUAAGAAUUAUUCAAUUUAAUUA